Podarcis lilfordi (Lilford's wall lizard) is the source of this 10011-nucleotide messenger RNA. NCBI's taxonomy places the organism in Eukaryota, Metazoa, Chordata, Lepidosauria, Squamata, Lacertidae. The record is from the annotation of a GenBank genome assembly.
GGAAGACUUCCGUGUGUCUGACAAGAGUACUGAAGACCGAUGGACUCUACAGAAGAUAUUGAAUCUAUUAAGCCCCUGCUUCAAUACAAGUACGGAUGCCUAGUCUCAAAGGUAUGAUUUGUGGGUAAUGUCUAUGAAUAAUGAAACUCUCAAGGGUUUUCUACAUAUGAAUGGUGGUGCAAUUAAAAUUCCUGUCUUUUCUGAACAUAUUUGCUUCCCCUUUUGGAACUUGGCCUAGUUUUGAUGUUUCUUUUUGUGGUAACAUAAAGUGAAGGCACUUCCAGACUCUUACUAAUUUGGGGUGGGAUUCACAUAAAAUACCAGCAAAUGCAGGUUACACAAUUACACCUGAUUCAUUGGGAAGUUUUGCACAACAAUCCUGCUCCCCCCAAAGGAUGGAUUUGUUGCAAUAAGUAAAGUCAUAGGAAAAUGUGAUAGGAAAGGGUGAGAUAACAUUUUCUUUGACAUAGUGCUAUCUAAUCUCUCUGAAAACAAUAGGAAUGAAUGUUCAAUGAACAUGUCAUCUGGAAGCACCCUGAGAAAACGUUAAUGUGGGUACAACACGUUCAUUAUAGCAAAAUUUAAUACAUUUUAAAAAAUGUUUCAUUAAAUGUGCAUUCCAACUAGGUCAUACUAACUGAGGGCAUGUUUGAAAAGACUGUUUUUCCAUGGGCAUAGUUAUGUUGGGGGGGCAGGCUUUAUGUUAGUGGGGGGCAGAACUUCAGUUAGAUAAUUUUAUUUUACUUGAUUUAGGGAAGGGGCAACUGCCUGGUCAACUCCAUUCCACAUUUCACUAUUUUAAUUUCUGCAAUGCCAUUUAAUCACAGUUUAAAGGAUGCAAUGCUAACAAUCUGCUUCCAAUAUAUGAAGCACUGAAGCAAUCAAGAUCUGUUUUCCUGCUCUUAUUGCAUGAUUUGUACACGGGAAAUAGAAAUAGGGAAGAAAUACCAGAUUCUCCAUUUAUUCUGUUGGAACGCGUGAGACUUGGAUAGGCUAGACAAAACACAUUGCAGCCGAUGACUGUCACAAAUGCCUAGCUUCACCCAAACAUAUUGCGCCACUCUGAAUAAAAAAUACAAGGAACUCGUCUGUUUUCUCGUUACUUUUGCCCUAGAGAACUUCGUACAGAAUGGCUUUACGUUUUCAGUGUCAAAACUAGGCCAGAUUCCAAAAUGGGAAGCAAACAUGUUCAGAACAGACAGGUACAUUUUAAUUGCACAAUGUCAAUAGUCAGGUCUCAGGCUUUUGUGUUCAGGCAUAAACUAACACGGCAAUCCCCUAUUGCCAGAGGUUCGCAAACUGUGAUCUGCAGACCACAAGCAGCCUGUGAGCUUCAGUCAGGUGAUCUGCAAUUACUACAUUCAUUUUUUAAAAGUUCUUUGGUUCCACUUUUCCUUGUACAUUCAAGGUAACUAACAACAGAUGUAAUACAAUGCAGCAGAAACCAGUAAGCUCUAUAUUUUGACUCUGUGUGCUCCAAAUGAGGUUGCCCAACUGUGCAUGUGCAGUGCAGACUGAAACGUACACACCGCCGCUUAACUGUGUAUUUCGGUUUUAAACCAGAUGCAAGCUGGUUUGAAAGGAAAUGCAUCAAACAACAGUGUUUCUCAAAAAGCUACAAGAUACAGAUGGAUUGUGGUUCAUGUCAUGUGUACUUGACUUUAAACACCAGAGGUGGAAGCGUGCUGGAGCCAGCGUAAAUGGUAAUGUGUACACAGCCUUUGUGUCUCAAAAACAUCUUCUCUCAACAUCCUUUCUUACUUCAUAAUUGUGUAUCAGGGAUGGGGAGCCCAUGAUCCUCUAGAUAUUGGACUACAUACAGACUGUGGCUGAUGGGGAACACAACAGCUUCCAGAAGUCCAUGGGUUAACCACCACUAUGUAGAUGGCCACAGGUUCUCUAUCCUUGCUGUGGAUGACCUGGAUUCACUUUUGUAAUCCCCACCCCCAUUUAUUUCCAGAUUAUGUUUACUGCUGCUGAGUUGGGAGUAUUUGACCUGCUUUUGGAAUCAGGCAAACUCCUGCCUUCAACAACUAUUACUGAACGUCUGGGCACCAGCUUCACUGGGAUGGAGAGGCUGUUGGAUACCUGUGUGGCCUUAAAGCUCCUGCGAGUGGAGAGGACGGGCAGCCAAGGUAACCACAUUGGAAGGAAGAAGCAACUCAAGUUGUUUCAAAAUUCUGACACGUGUAGCUGAAGAUGACUGUUUUCAGCCAUCUUAUCUGCUAAAGUGUGCAAUGGUGCCAUCAGGACGCAACUUCAGGACAGAUGCCCAAAUGGAGCAGGUCUACCAUAACUGGAAGCAGAUGAAGUCAUGAACAUUGCCAUCUAAAUAAGGGAGACACCUAAGAACCUAGAGGCGCAGGAAGCUAACAUUGGUCUAUCUAGCUCAGUAUUGUCUCCACUCUGACUGGGAGUAGCUCUUCAGGGUUUCAGAUGGGGUCUUUCCCAGGAGGGCUUGUGAAAGGGGUGCACAUGCCAGCAGGGGCCCCCAGACUUUUUUUAAAAGGAAAACCGGACGUUUCUGAAGAAAGUUAGAGCACAAAAUGCAGAGGUAGCUCUAAUGCUUCAGCACUUGGCAGGCAGCACCAUUGCUGAGGAUGCUUGAUUACUUAAUCACUGUUAUUAUCAGAGGCAGGAAUGUUGAGCACCCCCACCUGGGACUCUCCUAGAGUAGCAGUAGCAGAAGCCAGAGGAGGAUGUAGGAACAGGAGGAUGUUUGUUAAAGCUCUGCCUGGAAGCACCUUAAAACACAAAGCACUCUCUGGCUAAAAUCUAAGUUGAAUUGUCUUAAAUAAUAAGCUUUUGAGCUCACCCAUUAGGAAAUGAAAUGGAAAGGAAUGUCAUCACAAUUAUAGCUAAUGAACUUGAUGCUUUGCUCAUUUCUGAAGAAUUACUAGUUUGUGUAGGAAAGGGAUGUUCACUUGGCUUCAUCUUACUACUUUCAGGGCUUUAGAUAAUUUAUUUGUGAGUUGUUGCUUCAGACAUUUUGUUCACACAGUUGCAGUUAGGGAGAAAAACUUGCCUUCUACAAAGGUGUGAAAACAUUGAUUUCUUUUUUCCCGUCUAUCAGCUCUUUAUGGAAGCACAGAUUUUUCCAAUCUCUACCUUGCUGAAUCGAGCCCAAAGUCUCAGUAUCAUCAUAUGAUGUUCUUCUCUGAAAUCACAUUUCCGCAUUUGAACUACUUGACAGAUGCAGUAAGGUAAGAGGAUGGGUGUGGGUGUCUAGCUCUGUGUACUCAUGUAGAAAAUGGCUCUGUGCAAUGAAAUGCUGAACUGCCUUUGGAAGAUGAUUGCCAUGAGGGAAGUCAAGAUGCCAACUGUUGAAAGUGAUAAAGCUAAGACUGUGUAGACAUUUUUAGCUUAGAAUGCAUCUAAGUUGUUCUUUUUCUCAAUUCAGAUAAAAGCUGGUUUGGGAAAGAACCCUGUGAUUUUUACAGCUACAGCUUAAAAGUGUUACUCAGACUCUGGUCUCUGGCUGUUUCUGGACUCCAACUCCCAUCUUUCCUUGCUAGCAAGACCAGUGGUCCAGGAUGAUGGGAACUAUAGUCCCAAAACAACUGGCAACCCAAGUCUGGGAAACACUGGUUUAAAACAAUACAUGUAAUGUAUUCUGUUUUCAGGUGGUGGUGGGGAACAUCUGGAAUUUUCUUUGGUCAUCAUGCUACCUAAUUUUCACUCAAUUACAACAAAUGUUCUGUUUCAGGCAAGGAAAAAGCCCAGUUGGGAAAAUACAUGGCGAUUCAUCUAGCAAUUUAUUUGAUGUCCUUUUUAGGUAAAAGCAGGUUGUUUUUUUAGAGGCGGGAGUUCUUACCUUUGAGGGAAUGGGUGUUUGUGUGGACAGGUGGAGUCCCCCCACCCCAGGCAACCCCCGAGUGGAAUAAUGACUCAAGACAACGUGCUAUGGGAUUUAAACUGGCCACAACUUUAUUAAGUUUCAGAUGUAGGGAGACCUUGGCUCAGGCAUUGGGCGUUUAUCCUUCCCCGUCCCCAGCCAAGGAUCUGGGAGACAUCAGGGUUAUCUAGAGUGCGUGGGGAUUGGGCUGGCUCUGGAGAACAUAUGUUCAAGCAGAGAGUCCGCCCCCCAUUUCGCCGCCGUUGGAGGGGAGAACAAUGACAACCUCUCGGCGUAUGGCCAAUGCCUCCCCUCAACGGGGAACCAUGGGAUCACCGCCGCAAGGGGGGUGUGGGUCACCGGUUCAUGCUCCCCCCAUUUAGGAAGAUAGACUAAAGGAUUCCGCCCAAGGCCUGAAACCACCAAAGUUGUGAUGUUUUGCUACGGGAAAGGCAAAACCUGCCAGUGCAGGAAAAUUCCUUUCUGGCCCUGACGUAGCAGCGCCUGCACACCUGUGGAGAAGAGGUUAACCUGCAAAAGAAGACUUGACUGAGGGAGGGGAGGGUGGGAGAAGCUCUGGAGCCGACUGCCGCUUCACAGGUAAGAUUCACCUUCUGUUGUGUGGGCAGGACGGUCCCUCCCCUUACCUGGCUGAUCCCCUGGCAACGCCUCCCCAGGCGGGAUUGGACAAUUGGCUGAGGUAGGCGGAGACCUCCAGGUAUCCAGCCUGGGGAGGAUGAAGCCAGCCUGAAAUACCAGGAGCCGCACUGGGACCUGGGGGGCUGCGCAUGACCACGCAAAAGGUGGCCAUUUGAUGUGGGGAGCGGUCAUUCUUGUCAGACUGAACAAUUGUGCAAUUGUAGGAAACAUCUCUGGGAAUGUGCAUACAAUCCAGACGUCCCCCAUUUCCCCCCUUUCUAGCAUUUCUAGUAUUUCUCCAGCAAUGCUGGGAACAAUGUUUUCAGUGGCCUUUGCCUGGGAUUUGCACAUCCUGGGCCAGUUCUGGUUGGAUUUCAAUCACAACUGGUUAGAGCACUUCAGUCACCCAGACACCAUGGGACCGGAUGCCAUGGGGCUCUUUCCUAUUUAUUUGACCUAUUUAUUGAGCACUUCGGUUGUUAGGAGCAUUUCUGUUUGUCUGGUUGUGGGGAGAUUACCGUAUUUUUUGCUCUAUAAGACUCACUUUUUCCCUCCUAAAAAGUAAGGAGAAAUGUGUGUGCGUCUUAUGGAGCGAAUGCAGGCUGCGCAGCUAUAACAGAAGCCAGAACAGCAAGAGGGAUCGCUGCUUUUGCUGCGCAGCAAUCCCUCUUGCUGUUCUGGCUUCCGAGAUUCAGAAUGUUUUUUUUCUUGUUUUCCUCCUCCAAAAACUAGGUGCGUUUUAUGGAGCAAAAAACACAGUAUUUGACAAUGAACAUUCUUCCUGCAUCCUUCCUGAUUUUCUUGCAGGCUGUUCAUACAUCCUUCCAGAUAAUCAGGUUAUUCCUUCCACACAUUUCAGUUUAUUUCCCCAUCAUUUUCCAAACUGCAGCAAAAAAUCAGUUUCUUUUUUAAAGUGGGUCUGUUGCACUGGAGCAUUUUAUUUCGUUUUAAUUCCUUAAAACUGAAUUUCCCACUAUGCUCUUCAGUCCCUCCUGUAAAACAAUGACAGUCUAGAGGUGGCAAUAAGUCAUAUAUAGCUUCAGGCCUAGAAUUUCCUGAAAUCAUUCCUUCCAGCACAGCAGUUGACAGAGCAACUGGGGCUUCAUGGUGUUUGCCCAGAGCGUGAUUGUGUGAUUGAGAGUCAAGCCCUAAGUUACAAAUCAGGCUGCAUGUGGGUAUUGUUUCCACUUACCUGCCAAAGUCAUUUUGAAUCUACAGGUCAGAGGGCGAGAUGAAAAGGUUCUCUCACAGCAUGAAUUCCAAUUGGCAUCUGUGGGGCAGAGAUGUGAUGGCUGCCUUCGAUCUUUCUCACUUCCCACUCAUUUGCGAUUUGGGAGGUGAGUUCCAGAGAGGAGCAAGCUGAAAAGGCCUCAGCUGUCUUUCUUUUUCUGCCUGUCAACAUCAUGUGGGUGUCUCGUGUGUGCCCUAUUCUGGUACAGUUUAGUCAUUAACAGCAAAAAGAUUCAAAACAAGACCACAAAAAUUCCAAAGAUGGGUGAUAACAAGAAGGAACAUAUUGUUUCUACUUUCCUUUUGAAAACAUCCUUCAGUACUAUUAUUCUAUUUGCCUCCCAGCUGUUUUCCUCUAUUAGUUUUCAUAUGUCAGGACAUGUUGAGUAAUUUUUUUGGUCAAGUUCAUCCUCUUGUCCUGCAGUGUUCUUCUCCUUGACCUGUCUCUAUCUGUUUUGAAUCUGUUCAUUCUAACCUAGUAUUUCGCAAACUUGGGUCCCCAGCUGUUUUUGGACUACAACUCCCAUCACCCCUAGCUAGCAAGACCAGUGGUCAGGGAUGAUGGAAAUUGUAGUCCAAAAACAGCUGGAGACCAAAGUUUGGGAAACACUGGCUCUGUCUCCUCCCCAAACUUGACAUCGAGGGUUAUCCUUGCUAAUCAUUUCUGCCUAUCCUUAUUCUACCUGCAGUCUUUCCCCCCGCCCUCCUUGUACGCAAUGAAUUGUGGUUGCUUUCCAAUGCAAUAUCCUAAUCUUGUAGUUUAAUUUUGAAAUGUUCUAUUCUAUGCUACUCCAAGAUAUUGUGUUACGGUGGUGGGGGGGGGAGGAUAUGGAUGCCAUAAAUAAAUAAUAAAGUAUUCCUCCAAUGUAUUGUGUUCACAUAUUUUGAUCUGCUUAUAUCCUGAAUAAUCUGUGCCACAAGUUCAAUCCUGUCAAAUCCCUGAAGCUACUCAGGGUGGUGACGUGUGUCCCUGCCCAUGAAACGGUUGGAGAGGCACUUACCUGAGGUGGUGUCCUGAUAUUUUGCACAGGAGUGUUUGAAAGAAGCUUUGAGAAGUUUUCAUUUUUGUUUUUCCUUGUUCUCCCUUGAAGGAAGUGGCUGCGGCUUGGCUAAAGAAUGCAUUGCAUUGUAUCCAAACUCUACGGUGACCAUUUUCGACUUACCCAAUGUAGUGGAAAUGGCAAAGAAGCAUUUCGUAUCCCCAGAAGAACACCGGAUUACUUUCCAUGAGGGUAACUGUGCUUGGUUCUGAUGUGUCAUUACCAGGGAUACCAUGUCCUAGGGGCUGAGUCCUCCCCCCCCCCCAUAUUUUUGGGGAGGAGGGUGGGAUUCUCCCAUGCUCAAAGGAGGAGGAGGAAGGAAAGAAGAAGAGUUUGGAUUUGAUAUCCCGCUUUAUCACUACCCAAAGGAGUCUCAAGGCAGCUAACAUUCUCCUUUCCCUUCCUCCCCCACAACAAACACUCUGUGGGGUGCGUGGGGCUGAGAGACUUCAGAGAAGUGUGACUAGCCCAAGGUCACCCAGCAGCUGCAUGUGGCGGAGCAGAGAAGCGAACCCGGUUCACCAGAUUACGACUCUACCACUCUUAACCACUACACCACACUGGCUAAGGGAGAGGAGGAGGUGGAGACGGAGGAGGCUAAGCACGGCACAGCUUCAGUGACUAAUUCCUUCUCCUCCUCUACCUGUUGCAGAGAGGAAGGAGCAGCGAACCAGUCGUGCUGGUAGGAAGAGGGGGAGGAUCCCUCCCCAGACAUUGAAGCUGCACUGCCACCAUGUUUGGCUCCUCCCUGGCUCCUCCCAAUUUCUUGACAUCACACGUGCGACAUUGGGGCAUUGCCCCCUCCAUUCUUGCUCACAUAGGUACCAACGCCCUGGGACCUUGGGUGCCCAAGCACCCACAAAAUUACCCAUGAAGGGGCUGGGCACCCACAAAUUUCAGUGCCAGGGCCAAGCUGGUACUCCUGUUCCCUCAAAAGUUGGCUCCUCAGAUCAUUAGAUCAUCUUGGAAAGGAAAGGAGGUAUGGUUAGACAUAAAACAUCCCAUAUUCACCUACUAGAGAGUAAAAUGGAUUCAGAACAAAAUCCAAGUGUGGUUGUGCUUUGAGCGGUGAAUUCUGCUUCAUAAUUCUGCUUAUUCCUUUGUGUUAGAUAAUAGUCAUAUCCAUGCCUUACAUUUAAAUCUCUCUUUACCACUCUAACAGUCAAAGAGUCCUGGGAGCUUAGUUUGUUCAGGCUGCUGACCUUACAUAACUACAGUUCCCAGCACUCUUAGCAAACUGUGGCGUCCAGAACUCUUUGAGGGGAAGAAUGUCCUUUGAACGUGCCUUGAAGUUAUGGUGUGUAAAAAGCCUUAGAAAUCAAGAAUGACAUAUUCUGCUGGCACCAGCUUUAUAAUCAGGGUAUUUUUGAAGGGUAGAGCUCAACUAUUUAAUUGAACCCCUUGCUUUAAUUUACCAUCUACCCAUUUUAUUACAGGGGAUUUUUUUAAAGACCCAAUUCCAGAAGCUGACCUCUAUAUUUUGGCUAGGAUCCUGCAUGACUGGGACGACGAGAAGUGUGUGCAGCUGCUAACCAGACUCCACAAGGCCUGCAAGCCUGGUACGUGCGCUUAUAAGGCAGGACUGGCCAAAACUGGAGCUGUGGUGGGCAAUAAGUGCAUACCCUCCAACAUUUCUCUGAUGAAAAUUGGGACGUCCCAUUCCAUAACGAUAAUUUUACUAUUUAUACCCCGCACAUCUUACUGGGUUGCCCAAGCCACUCUGAGCAGCUUUGAAUAUAUAUAAUAACAUAAUAAAACAUUAAACAUAAAAACCCCUUCUCUAUACAGGAUUGCCUUCUGAUGGCUAUGGGUUGGAUAACUCCAUACCCGCCAACAUUUCUCCAAUGAAAAUAGGGACGUCCUAAGGAAAAGUGGGACAUUCUGGGAUCAAAUCAGAAACCAGGACAGCUUCUCUAAAUCAGGGGCGUCCCUGGAAAAUAGGGGCACUUGGAGGGUCUGUAAGUGAGCCAGAGCUCACUGUAUGCAUUGCCUACAGAGAGGUUUUAAAACAAGUCUUGAAUUGGGUCAAGAUUGAGGUUUCAUUUGUAGGUGCUUUGAGUGUCCUGGAUGAACAGAAAAAGUAAAAGUGGGACUGAAAUGUUUUCAAAAAUAUAUAGAGAGUUUGGCCCAAAGUUGGGAAACAUGUAUGUGCACAGUCAUGGCUUGGGCCUUGGAACAGAUAGCCCAGUUCAAGUCCUAGUUAUUCUGAGCAGUCCAGAGACCAGAGGCCUCAAUCAUUAACUCAUCUGUUGACACAUUGGCACCUACAGUGAGAUCUCAAUGCUUCUGAUUAUUUUCUGGUGCUUGACGCUCCAUCCCGCUACCAGUCUGCCACUAUAGUCCAUUGGCUCCUCCUGCCCAGGAUAAGAAAAUACCAGUAAGAUCUGGGACUUGUAGUUGUUGUUGAUGAUGAUUUUAUUAUUUAUACCCCGCCCAUCUGGCUAGGUUUCCCCAGCCACUCUGGAGAGAGUGUAUAUAUGCUAGGGAGGCAUCAUGUCUCCCUCUGUAGCUCGUACUACAAAUCUUAGCAUUUGCUGCAUAAGUGCAUUCUUUCUCUUAUAAAAGAGCACCUCCAUCACAAUCUGACUAGAAUGUCACUUCUGUAUCAGGGAAUUAAGUUUGUGCUGUUAAGGUUCUGUUGUUGUCGGUUUUUCUCACGGUAACAAGGUUCCUGUUUCAUUUGUGCCACCCCUGCCCAUGUGUGUUCCUAAGCUAGGAACUCAAGGUGAAUAGUUGUAGCAACUUGCAUUAUCAAAAUUCAGUGACUAUAGAAAAUGCUGCACCUAUGCUGAGCACAUUUCAGGCAGGCUACUGGAGCGAAAGUGGUGGGGAAAAGAACAUUCUAUGAAUUAUAAUUCACAGCCUGCUUUGGUUGCCACAUAGAUCUUCCAUUUUUAUACAGUAGGGCCACUCAGGUUAAACUGCUUUUCGUUUGACUUGAGCUUCUGAUCCCAGGAUGCUUGGAAAGAUGAAGCUGAGCUCUUUGAACAUGCUGUCUCAAAAGAAGUAAUGGUCUAUCUUUCGUUUCCCUAACUUAAUGAAAUAUACUUUGAAACAGGUGGUGGAGUGUUAGUGGUAGAAAUAGUUCUCAACGAGGACAGAAGUGGGCCAUUGGAAGCACACCUCCAAUCCAUGAUGAUGUUGCUUCAUACCGAAGGAAAAGAGCGAACCCCUUCAGAGUACAAUGCGCUCUUCAGUGCUGCUGGCUUCAAGGAGUUUCAGCUAAAGAAAUGCCAACUCUAUGAUGCCAUUUUAGGAAGAAAAUAA